This is a messenger RNA of Caenorhabditis angaria, 2654 nucleotides long. The record is from the annotation of a GenBank genome assembly. Lineage: Eukaryota; Metazoa; Nematoda; Chromadorea; Rhabditida; Rhabditidae.
AUGAAUAUUUUUAUAAUAUUUUGUCUGUUUUUUGGAUUCACUGUGGGUUACGGUAAGUGGACAAUACACGUUUUAGAAAUUGGCCAAAAAUUAGGGGCUCUGAAAAAAUGUUUGAAAUUUUGGCAAGGAUCUAUGUUCCAAUUAAUUAAUAAUUUGAUUAAUUCUUGAAGAAAGCUCAAAAUUUUAUUCAAAAAUAUUUUCUGGAACAAAUUUUUUAGUGUUCAUAAAAGUGAGCCGAAAUUUGGGAUUUUUUUUCCGAAGUUUCUGACUCUAUUCCUAAAUUUAUCCAGACAACCUGAAACUCUCCAAAACACAAAAAAAUUGCACGGCUUUCAUGAUCAUCCAAAAUUUUCAGCUGGUCGAGCUUGUACUCAUUCACUUCAAUGUGAACGUGGCACAUUUUGCAAUGAAGGAGCUUGUCGAAAAGAUACUUGUAGUUCAGAUUCAAAUUGUGAAGCUGGAGAAGAAUGUCGACCUGGAAAUGUGAAUGGAAGACAAAAAUCGGGGUGCUUUUUGGUUACUACAAUUUCAACUUCUGGUAAAUUUAUGAAAAAAUUAUUUGGGGAAUUUCCCUGUUCUAAAAACAAUUAACCCCCAAAAUAUUUUCAGCUGAUUACUGUCCAGGCGGUGCACUUGUUCUAUCUUCUCUCGGUUCAAUUACUCAAUGUGAUUUAUCAUCUCAAUGUCCAUCAACUCAUAUUUGUAAUCCAAUUCAUGGAGUUUGUUGUACAAGUAAUUUAUGAAUUCCAGAAUUCCUCCCCAAAUCAACAUAUUUUCAGAACUUCCAACUUGCCCAAAAACUCGCAAAACAAUGUUGAAUUUCAUCACAGGAAAACCAAUAAUGUGUCAAUUCAAAAAUGGUCGAAUAAUGCCUUGUCCAGAAUCAGGAUACUGUGAACAAACAACUGGAUUCUGUUGUGGGAAUCAAGAAAUUCCAGAGGUCCCAAAAUCCAACAAAGGUCUCGAAAAACUUUCAGAAAAACCAUGGCGCGGUGAAAUUUGUCAACCUGUGACAGGUUGUUCUGGUGGAGCUGCUUGUAUUUGUGGCGGAAGAGGAGGAACACUUUGUAAAUGUGAAUGUUCCGGAGAAUUUGGGUAUACUGUAGCUGCUGAUGGGAAAACGUGUCAAAGAGUUCGAAGAAGAUUGAAAGAAAAAUGUCGAACUGAUAUGGAGUGCUCAGCUGCAUUUUCAGAAUGUUCUUCGGGUGGAUGUAGAUGUAAAAGAGGAUUUAAAAGAAAUGGAGAUGGUGGAUGUGAACCUAUUGGUAAACACUUCUGAUUUCUCUUUUUAUUUCAAAUUUUUGCAAAUUUUCAGAAUAUCGUUGUGUAAACAAAGGAACUGUUUUAAAGAAAAACGAGAAAAUCGUAACUUGUCAUUUGAAACAUACAACACUUCGAAGUGUUUUCAAAAGUUUAAAAGUCACAAAAACAAAUGAAACAGACGAUGAAACAUUCGAAAAAUUAAUGAAAGGAAUAACUCUAGAUCUCGCAAAUAACGAAACAAUGUUUGAUUCUUCUUCAAUUUCUGAUCGAGAUGAUUGUCCAUCUGAUCAUUAUUGUGUUCCGGUUUUUGAUGAUUCAAGUCGACCUGGUUAUUAUCAAGGAUUUUGUUGUCCAUCUCCAACUGAAAUUCGGCCAACUUGUCCAGUUGGAGAAGCACAUGAAUCGAGUUAUCCGCCAGAUUAUGGAUGUUCGAAUUGUCCUGGAGAUUAUUAUUGUCAUCGCGAUGCAGUUUCAACAGAGAAAACGGUAAGAAUAAUAAUGGAGCUUGGACUCGGGAAUAAAAUAAAACCCCAAAAGACUGUGUCGGGUACUGUAAUUUUUCAGAAUCGAAUUUUAUUUUUUUUCAAAAGAAAUUUUAAAAAAAACGAAAUAAUUCCCAGGUUUUCGCACAAAAUUCCUGAGUUUUUUAACAAAAAAUCAUCUGAAAAAUUUCUAGAUGUUCAAAAUUCCUUGAAUUCCAGAUUUGUUGUCCAAAACCAUGUGUAUCACUUGAAGAUAUUUAUCACGAAGGACAAUGUUAUUCAACUGCAUAUUACGGUGACAGUUGUCAUGUAUGUUUUUUCCCUGAUCUAAAAAACUCUCAAAUUCCCCAAAUUUCAGAUCUCUGCCCAAUGCAGUUAUUCAAAAUCAAUCGAUCACUCAGAAGAAUAUGCGGAGAUUUCGAAACUCGAAUGUUUGAAAAAUAUUUGCAGUUGUCCGGCUGGUUUCAGUUUCGCUGAUGGAACAUGUAAAAGUAAGUGGAAAAAAAUAAUUAAAAGAAAAACUAUUUUUUUUCAGGAAUAAUGUGUUCAAUUGGUUUGAGAGGAGAACCUUCUGUUGAUAAAAGUGGACAAUUAAUUCGAUGUGGAAGAUCUUCAGAUUGUUCAAUGGGACAUAUGUGUGAUCCAAAUACACAUGUUUGUUGUAAAGGAACUAACCGUAAGUCUGAAAAACCUAACAAAAAAUUUCAAAAAAUAAUUUAAGGAUGCCCAAAAGACUAUGUUGAAACUGGCGAACUUUGCACCGAUGAUAAUUGUCGAGGUGUAAAUGAGAUUUGUGAAUGGACAAAGAAUGGAAAAACAAAAAUAUGUUGCACUUAUGAUGAUGAAUAUAGUCUUCUACAGUACCCAAGUGAUAAUCUCAAUUCAUCAUCAACGAUUUCAGUUUUCUAA